Messenger RNA from Elaeis guineensis (African oil palm), 1846 nucleotides. Its product is annotated as probable pectate lyase 8. Gene Ontology annotation, molecular function: pectate lyase activity. Lineage: Eukaryota; Viridiplantae; Streptophyta; Magnoliopsida; Arecales; Arecaceae. The record is from RefSeq and is a predicted model, not a curated record.
CUUCGCUCCCCUUUGUCUUUCUCUUUUCCUCUUCGCCAUUCCUUUUGUCCUCCAUAGAGGGGAGAGAGAGAGAGAGAGGAGUGAGGCAGCGGCAAUGGCGGCGUCUCUGAGGCGGCUUUCGCUGCUAGUUCUCGGGCUUUUGGUGGUUGUAGCUGGAGGCUUCGGGUGGAUCGGGGGCGAGAGCUUCUUUGCUUCCAGGAAUGGGGAACGAAUUGGGAGGAGGAGGUUGAGAGAAGGCCAGCCGCCGGCGAAUGAGACGUUCUCGAGGCCUGUGCUGGAGGCGGUGAAGGCUGCCGUUGAUGACCCAGAAGUGGUUGCUUCCAUGGUGCAGAUGAGCAUAAGGAACAGCACCGCUCGCCGGGCACUGGGAUAUCUUUCUUGUGGAACCGGCAAUCCCAUCGACGACUGCUGGCGCUGCGAUCCCGACUGGCACCUCAACCGCAAGAGGCUGGCCGACUGCGGCAUUGGCUUUGGCCGCAAUGCCGUCGGCGGCCGCGACGGGCGUUUCUACGUGGUGACCGAUCCCGGCGACGACGACCCCGUAAACCCACGCCCGGGGACGCUGCGGCACGCCGUCAUCCAGGACGAGCCCCUCUGGAUCGUGUUCAAGCGCGACAUGGUCAUCACCCUCAAACAGGAGCUCAUCAUGAACAGCUUCAAGACCAUCGACGGCCGCGGCGCCAACGUGCACAUAGCCAACGGCGCCUGCAUCACCAUCCAAUUCGUCACCAACAUCAUCAUCCACGGCCUCCACGUCCAUGACUGCAAGCCAACCGGGAACGCCAUGGUCCGCAGCUCUCCUUCCCACUAUGGCUGGAGGACGAUGGCCGAUGGAGAUGGCAUCUCCAUUUUUGGCUCCAGCCACCUAUGGGUGGACCAUUGCUCUCUGUCCAACUGUGCCGACGGACUCGUCGAUGCCGUCGUGGACUCCACUUCCAUAACCAUCUCCAACAAUUAUUUCACCCACCACAAUGAGGUGAUGCUUUUGGGCCACAGUGAUUCCUAUGAGAGAGACAAGGGCAUGCAAGUUACUAUCGCAUUCAACCACUUUGGUGAAGGCCUGAUUCAGAGAAUGCCGAGGUGCAGGCAUGGUUACUUCCAUGUUGUAAAUAAUGACUAUACCCACUGGGAGAUGUAUGCCAUUGGUGGGAGUGCAAGCCCAACCAUCAACAGCCAGGGCAACCGAUACCUUGCCCCGGUCAACCCCUUCGCCAAGGAGGUUACUAAAAGAUUGGACACACCCUCAGGUGUCUGGAAGAGCUGGAAUUGGAGGUCAGAAGGUGACCUACUGCUCAAUGGUGCCUUUUUCACCCCCUCUGGAGCAGGAGCUUCAGCGAGCUAUUCAAGGGCCUCCAGCCUUGGGGCGAAGCCUUCUUCUAUGGUUGGCACCAUAACUUCAGAAGCAGGGGCCCUUUCAUGCCGCAAGGCUGCUAAGUGCUAAUGCUGCACUCAUCUACAGUUUCCAAGAACAGCAAGAUGUAUCACUCUACUCCAAAGUGUUGCGAUUAUUUAUCGUGGCUUUGUCAACCAUGCGAUUCCCCUUGCCAACCUCCGCUUGCUCUCAUGCAAAUUUGAGUUUGAAGCAGGUGCAGCAGCGUUGCUGAUUUAUGGUUCCUGGUUUUUUUCCGUGGGAUAUUUGCUUAUGUCUUUCAGUCAUACUAUCCAGAACUUCACCUAUCCCCCAUUGUCCAAGGAUUGAUUGGCUUUUGGAUUUUACCCUUUUUAUAUGUGGAAUUUACGUACAUGCAGAAGAUUGAUAUAAAUAUGGCAUGCAAUUCUGUUGUAAUAGAUGCAAUAUUGUUAUUGUAAGGAAAAGUUCUAUUAUCUACGAUAUUGGCUUGUCUAA